CAGCGCACCGAAACGGAAGGUAUUUUGUGUGACUGACCCACCGAAAGUUGAGCGUGUGCCGCGUGUGGAUCAUGGAAUCCAUCUGGGAAAACAUAAGCACGGCACUGGAGCUGUCGCCCGAAGUAUCUUCGAAGUGGCUUCGAAAGCUACGGACCCAGUACUCGGAGGGCCAUCGGCACUAUCACAACGAGUCGGAACUGAUCCGUAGGAAAGUGACCCAUCUUACCGGAGCCAGUGUGUGCCUGCAGCUGGCUACACUUUUUCAGUACUACCAUUUCGAGGCCGACAAAGACUGUGUGACGCAAAAUUGUGCCGCCGUGGACGAGUUCUUUGUCGAUGCCCAGUUGGAUAAUAAAGACCUCGAAGCCGAUGUGAAGCGAUUGUUGGGUGACAUGAAGGCGGAUGCGCACGAUCUGCCGGAGGAGGAUGUACAAUUUUUCCAGGAUCUAGAUUUGCUCGUACUAGGAAUACCGGCGGAAGAGUAUCAAAAGUACACCGAACUGCUGCGCAACGAGUGCCAAGUGGCAGGCACAAGUUCCUACGAUAGAAUGCGACUGAAGCUACUUCAAACGCUGAGCCGCAUUCCGUGCAUUUACUCAACGAAAGAGUUUAGUGAACGGUUCGAAACCCUGGCCAGGCGCAACAUUGAGCAGGAAAUAGCCGAUCUACAGCGGAAGUAGAUCGGCUUGACCAACUUACCUCUACAGAAAGUAUUAAACUGUUUGCUGUGUUCACUUCGAUCAUGUAUCGUGUGUGGUGUGUGUGUAAAUGUUCUAUAACAAUGUUUAACGGUUCGAGUCACACGGAUGUGUUUUCCGCCGAAUAAACGAUCGUAUUAAACCGGAAAAAACGCGUUUAUC
This is a messenger RNA of Anopheles cruzii, 860 nucleotides long. RefSeq lists its product as uncharacterized. Lineage: Eukaryota; Metazoa; Arthropoda; Insecta; Diptera; Culicidae. The record is from RefSeq and is a predicted model, not a curated record. Bases 72 to 680 code for a protein of 202 amino acids. The transcript is spliced from 4 exons.